GCAAGGAAGCGGAAGAGCCCUUGAUCGAAUCCGGCGUGCCGAGAGAUGGAGGCGGGCGAGGUGACGGUGGUCUCCGGACGCGAUUCCCCUGCAGCCCCGGCGCCCGAGUGCCCGCAUGGUCCAACUCUUUUGUUCACAAGGACCCUUCCAGGCAAAGGAAAGGCCAGAAGAUUUUACGCUUGUUCGGCCUGUCGAGAAAGGAAAGGCUGCCAUUUUUUCCAGUGGGAAGAUGAACAGAUAUCAGAAGCUCGUCUUUCAGCACGGGAAAAAUUCAACCAGAGUCAUCGUCCCUCUAGAACUCACUCCGACAACGUCAAAAGGUACAAGGAAUUCAUCGCCCUCCCGCCAGCCAAGAGGAGGUUUUGUCAAGAAUGCCAACAGCUCCUGUUGGCACCUGAGUGGGAAGGACACUCUGGCCAUCCAGUGCUCUCUGAUAUCUCCGCGGCCCAGCUGAGACGGCCGAGCCAACUCCUGAGCGCCCUGGAGGACAAGAAGACCAACGCACAGUAUCUCUUCACCGAUAGAAGCUGCCGCUUCCUGCUGGAUCUUCUGGUGGCGCAAGGCUUCAGAAGGGUGCUCUGUGUGGGCACUCCAAGGCUCCAUGAACUGAUCCAGAUGGAAGCUCCCUCUAAAGAGAAGGUCUCCAUGAAGAGUCUUCUGCUCGAUAUUGAUUUCCGGUGA
Messenger RNA from Thamnophis elegans (Western terrestrial garter snake), 681 nucleotides. RefSeq names its product zinc finger CCHC-type containing 4 (gene ZCCHC4). The record is from RefSeq and is a predicted model, not a curated record. The transcript is spliced from 5 exons. Gene Ontology annotation, molecular function: rRNA (adenine-N6-)-methyltransferase activity; zinc ion binding. Gene Ontology annotation, biological process: rRNA methylation. NCBI's taxonomy places the organism in Eukaryota, Metazoa, Chordata, Lepidosauria, Squamata, Natricidae. The coding region runs from base 46 to 681 and encodes 211 amino acids. Gene Ontology annotation, cellular component: nucleolus; cytoplasm.